Molecule: messenger RNA, 174 nt
Organism: Rotaria socialis
Lineage: Eukaryota; Metazoa; Rotifera; Eurotatoria; Philodinida; Philodinidae
Source: the annotation of a GenBank genome assembly
AUGGACGUUAAUGAUACAGAUGAAAUACGUUCUAAUGGUAAAAGUGUGUCAAAUUUAUGGGAACAUAUGACGAAGCAAGAAAAUGGAAAACCACAAUGCAAAAUAUGCAACAAGUUACAAAGUCGGCAAAGUGGUGCAACAAGUGGUUUACGUAAACAUCUAUUUCAAGCUCAC